AUGGUCGAACACCAACCCGUUCACAACAGCGAAGUCUAUCUGUUAGGAUUAAGGCCGCGUCCUACCGUCCCCCCUCCUUCUCCGCCUUCACCUCUAACGCCGAGAGAAGCCGAGUCAAGUAGCACCGCUAUCGAAGAGCUUUGCUUAGACGAUACUGAGAGCUUCGAGGAUAUUUCAGAGACCACCUCGCUUACAAAGCAAAGGAUUUCGGGUGCUGUUCAUGUUUCUAAGCCGGAAGCGACCGCUCUCCGGAGUCUUACCCAUUUAUAUAGGACUAAUACGACUGCUAUAGAGGGCUUCAGUGCUGCAGUAGGAGCUAUAACGAAACAUGAAGGCGAACGAGGAAAAUUAGUCAUAAUAGGAGUUGGGAAGUCGGGGCAUAUUUCAAAAAAGCUGGUCGCAACCUUCAAUAGUCUCGGAGUUCAUGCAACUUUUCUUCAUCCUACCGAAGCUCUUCAUGGCGACCUUGGCAAGAUCGGGAAGAAUGAUGUUGUUCUUUUCAUUACAUUCUCAGGGAAGACACCUGAGCUUCUAGCGUUGCUACCACACCUGGAUGCGACGUUACCAGUAAUCGUACUCACUUCGCAUACUCGACUAGAGGAGUGCGAGCUUAUCCGACAGCGGCAGGAUGCAAUACUUCUCCCAGCACCCAUCCACGAGUCUGAGAUAGUAUCGUUCGGCGUUUCAGCCCCCACAACAUCUACUACUGUGGCUCUCGCGCUAGGAGACGCGCUCGCGGUAGUGGCAUCUCAGGAGUUACAUUCAACGGUCAUAUCAGUUUUUGCGAAGAACCACCCUGGCGGGGCCAUCGGCCAAGCGUUUAGCAGUAAACCCCAUCAAAUUCGCGAUAUUAUAAUCCCACUCUACGAAAUACCAGAGUGGCCAAAUUCAAGCGGCGAGGCUUGCGGCGCGGAUAUACUAAAGCUAGGCUAUGAUUCAAAAUCUGGAUGGGCUCGCGUUAAUGACGUGAUCGCCUCCCCGAGGCGUAUUAGACGGCUCGAAACGGCACAUAUGGCAUGGCGGAUAUCUGAUAUUCCCAACUUGGUAGUUGAUAGGAGCGAGUGGAUCAGCAUCCGUGCUAGUACAAGGAUAUCGCAGGCCGCAGAAUGGCUUAGAGAGCCCCUAAUGUCGCCUGAUUGUAGCGAGGCGGUUUUUAGCGAAGAUUCUAUUUUGGCGGCCGUGGAAAACGGAGAGAUAAUUGGUGUUCUGGCUGGAAGUCGGCCAUCUUUUAAGCUUGCAGGAGUAAAGAGCGGAAUAUGUUUAGUACGAAUAUUCGUCAGGUAUAAACCAGCAGACGAUAUGAUAUUUAGGUAA
Messenger RNA from Daldinia childiae, 1314 nucleotides. RefSeq names its product Arabinose 5-phosphate isomerase KdsD. Lineage: Eukaryota; Fungi; Ascomycota; Sordariomycetes; Xylariales; Hypoxylaceae. Gene Ontology annotation, biological process: carbohydrate derivative metabolic process. Gene Ontology annotation, molecular function: carbohydrate derivative binding. The record is from RefSeq and is a predicted model, not a curated record. The transcript has a single exon. The coding region runs from base 1 to 1314 and encodes 437 amino acids.